Messenger RNA from Cottoperca gobio, 6857 nucleotides. It is a transcript of the gene uhrf2, whose product is annotated as ubiquitin like with PHD and ring finger domains 2. Gene Ontology annotation, molecular function: protein binding; ubiquitin protein ligase activity. Lineage: Eukaryota; Metazoa; Chordata; Actinopteri; Perciformes; Bovichtidae. The transcript has 16 exons. The record is from RefSeq and is a predicted model, not a curated record. Gene Ontology annotation, biological process: negative regulation of gene expression via chromosomal CpG island methylation; protein ubiquitination. The coding region runs from base 133 to 2871 and encodes 912 amino acids.
CUCUGCAGAGGAAAACGCAAUGGAGCCCUGAACAUUUUUCAUUUCUAUCUCCUUUGCUCCUGGAAAACAACAAGCGUAUCUCAAUACUGCUUUAUUUGCUAUUUAUUUGAGGCGUUACAGGGCGGUGAAACAAUGUGGAUCCAGGUUCGUACGAUAGACGGGAAGGAGACGCGAACCGUUGAGGAUCUUUCUAGAUUGACCAAAAUUGAGUCUUUACGGUUGAAAAUACAGGAGAUUUUCAAUGUAAGCCCACACCAGCAGCGCCUGUUCUACCGAGGAAAGCAGAUGGAAGAUGGCCAGACACUGUUUGACUAUAACGUGGGACUCAAUGACAUCGUUCAGCUGCUGAUUCGCUCGCAGACCGACCCUCCAGACAGCCCCGCAACCAAGGCCUCCUCCGGUGGGGCCUGUAGUUCAGUCCCCCCCACUGACUCCAUGUCGGAAAGCCACAACUCCCCAGCUCCCGCCUCCCCCGCUGCUAUGGAAACCUCCACCAAUACAGACAAUGACAGCAACAGACCUACCAGCAAUGUUAACGAAACCAAGCCGGACACCAGCGCUACCAGUCACUCAGCCAGUACCAAAAAUGGGUUCAAGCCCUCCAGUCCAGCACGGGACACUCAGCCCCCCACAUCCAGCAGAAACACACUAGUCGACACAGGGAUUGGUGUGUACAAGAUUUACGAGUUGGUGGACUGCAGAGACGUCAGCAUCGGUGCCUGGUUUGAGGCCUGCAUUGAAAAUGUGACACGCGCUCCCAAAGGACAGAUAACGCCCACCAAGGGCAAGGUGGGCCGGCCCCCAAAAAGGACUAAUGGAAAGCUGGAGGCCGAGCAGGGACAGGCCCACGGCCAGGGCCAAACCACAGACAGUAACAGGAAUAAUGUUGUGUUAAGCUCGGAGAGUAAUGGAGCCUCCACCUCUCAGACAGACUCUACAGCAGCUACAGAGGCCAAGGAGAGAGAAGAGGAUGUAAUGUACUACAUUAAAUAUGACGACUACCCAGAGAACGGAGUGGUGGAGAUACGACCGGUGGAUGUGCGGCCACGUGCCCGGACCCUUCUGCGGUGGGACCAGCUCCAGGUGGGCAUGCAUGUGAUGGUCAACUACAAUAUGGAGACGCCUGAUGAGAGGGGCUUCUGGUUCGACGCUGAGGUUCAGACCCUCAACCAAGCCUCCCGCACCAACAAAGAGCUCAGAGUCAAGAUCCUCCUGGGGGGUCCUGGAGAUAUAAUCGGGGAUUGUAAAGUUCAGUUUCUGGAUGAAAUCUACCAGUUGGAGACACCAGGAGCUCGUGCACUCUCGGCUUCAGAUGGACAAUUUAAACGGAAGAGCGGGCCGGAGUGCAAGCACUGCAAGGCUGACCCCGAAGCAGAGUGUCGCUUCUGCUCCUGCUGUGUGUGCGGCGGGAAGCAGGAUGCUCACAUGCAGCUGCUGUGUGACGAGUGUAACAUGGCGUUCCACAUCUACUGCCUCAACCCGCCGCUGGCCACCAUCCCGGAUGACGAGGACUGGUACUGUCCCACCUGUAAGAACGACACCAGUGAGGUUGUUAAGGCCGGAGAGAAGCUCAAAGCCAGCAAGAAAAAAGCCAAGAUGCCUUCGGCAACAACUGAGAGUCAAAGGGACUGGGGAAAGGGUAUGGCCUGUGUGGGGCGCACCAAGGAGUGCACAAUUGUUCCUUCGAACCACUACGGGCCCAUUCCCGGUGUUCCUGUUGGAACCACCUGGAAAUUCAGAGUUCAGGUGAGUGAGGCAGGUGUCCACAGGCCGCAUGUUGGUGGUAUCCAUGGGCGCAGUAACGAUGGCUCCUAUUCGCUGGUUUUGGCCGGGGGCUUUGAGGAUGAAGUGGAUCGGGGAGAUGAGUUCACCUACACAGGCAGCGGGGGUCGUGACCUCUCAGGCAACAAGCGGAUCGGAGAGCACUCUUUUGACCAGACCCUGACACACAUGAACAGAGCGUUGGCCUUAAACUGCGAUGCACCACUGAAUGACAAAGACGGGGCCGAGUCCAGGAACUGGCGGGCAGGGAAGCCGGUGAGAGUGGUGCGCAGUUCUAAAGGUCGACGCAUCAGCAAAUACGCUCCGGAGGAGGGAAAUCGCUACGAUGGUAUUUACAAGGUGGUAAAGUACUGGCCAGAGAUUGGAAAGUGUGGUUACCUGGUGUGGCGGUACCUUCUGAGACGGGACGAUUUGGAACCAGCACCUUGGACACCUGAAGGACUCGAGAGGAUCACAAAACUGGGCCUUGCUGUUCAGUACCCGCCUGGCUACUUGGCGGCCAUGGCUAACAAAACAAAGAAGGAGGCCUGUGCCCGACCUGGUCGCGGUGGCCGGACUAAGCACUACGCUGGGAGGGGGAGGCCACGGAGACGCAAGAUCAAGGAGAAAGAAGAGAACGACGACGACGACGAGUACGGGCAGCCUAUGGCCAGUGUGGAGGACGAAGAGCCACAGAGUAAUGGAGAGAAGAAGACAACCAGAAAUACUGCAGAGCCUCUCUCUAAGAGGGUGAAGAUAGAGGAAACUUUCCAGCUGUCAGACCAGCAGCAGCAGUUGAUCCGGGAGGACACAGCCAACAAGAAACUCUGGGACGAAGCCAUGGGAUACCUUAAAGAGGGACCGAAUUUUCUGCAGAAGAUGGAGCCGAUCUUCAUGUGCGUGUGCUGCCAGGAGCUGGCUUUCCAACCCAUCACCACCGCCUGCUCACACAACGUUUGCAAGACUUGUCUACAGCGGUCGUUCCGAGCGCAGGUGUACACCUGCCCCGCCUGCCGUCACGACUUGGGCAAAGACUACGCCAUGACCCAAAACGGGACGCUUCAGGUGCUGCUUGACCAGUUCUAUCCCGGCUACAGCAAGGGCCGAUGAGGUCGAAAUCACAUUUAUAAGUAGAAUACGUACAUACACGCACAUAAGCAUCCAUUCUGUGCACCUGCGUAUAAGUACCUAGAGCUCCACUUUAAAAUGCAUUGCGCACACAUACUGAACUUUACCAUGGGCAAAUGUAUAUUGCAUAUACAGCCAUCAAUGUAAACAAUCAUUCAUACACAAACAACCUCAGUAGGGACUGACCUCAUCUGUUAAACCUGGACUCUCUCCAUUAACUUCACCAGGCUGAAAUUCAAAAGGACAUUUUUUAACCUCCCUACUCUUGCCCCCCACAAAUGCACUCAAACGCACAAAAGGAGCCCAAAUUCAAACCCACUAGCCACCUCAAGAUAUUAGCUUUUUUAUGUUUUGUUUGCCCCUCCACUGUGUUGUUCCCACACACAUUGACAUACAGCACAUUGUUUGAGUACAAUAUCAUGAAAUCAGCCUUUAGACUCCUGCCAACCUGGACGCAUUUUGUGUACCAUGUACGCAUUCAACUGAGCUGCUUCAUAUAUAUGCAGUAUACUAGUCAGCUGGCAAAUACAUUUUGGCACAGCAGGACAUAACACCCCCCCCCCUCGGCACAAGAUUCAAAAUGAGCAAGUGAGAGUUGGCUUGUUAUGGCAAGGUAAGAUUAGGAAAGUCAAGAAUGAACAUGUAUUUCCAAAAUAAAUGAAGGACACAAUGUUUUAUGCCUUUUUUGAAGCACUUUAUCAUUGACUUGACUUGUUUUGUAGGUUAAUCAGGAGCACACGCUAGCGUUCUGCUAGCUGCUCAUGUCACUUGGAAUAAUGCCAUUGCAAAUGUCUGGCCAGAGGUACUUUCAGUGCUUUUGCUGAGAACAGAAAUUUGGCAGCCGUGUCCGGUUUGUUUGGAACGUCGGGAGAUUAAGCAGCAACCUCACGGUGAACGCAACAAUCAUCAACAGGCACAACUCUCUCAGAUUUAAUGUGGAGUAAAAAAACAGACAAAGAAGGCAUUUACUUCAUAAACAAACCAAAGACAUAAGGCGGUAGAGCAGGUCAGGGGCAAAUAUUUACUUUCAAAAAGUCAUUUCUGUUGAGGAAUCACGCAUACAAAUAAAAGGCACUUGAAUCAAACAGGACCGUACCAAAUCAUCAUCUUUCUUUAGCGAGGCACUUUUUUGUUUCCAUUUCCAAGCAGCUAAAAAUAAAUGUGCAAGAUAAACGUUACUAUUAGAUCUCUCUCACAAGUGCUGUUGAAACCUCUACCACUAUUGAAAUGAUGAAUUAAACAUUUAUGUUAAGACAUUUAUUCUAUGUACUCUCAUUCAUGGCCAGAUAACACAGACUAAACUGCCCUUGUACAUUAGAUGAGUACGUUCUCCUAUUUCCCUUUUAAUUUGUCUACCAGAGAAAUGCUGUAAUGCUGUAGUGGGAAAUUAAAGAUUUACAUGCAGCGCACCUGAAAUGUUUUGAAAAUUGUGAGUUGCGCUGUUUGCAUGUUCUUUUCAAUGACGUCUAGAAGGGCACACUGUGGUUGUCCCUGGUGUUACCAAGCAACCACAAUCAAGCAGGACUUCACACAAAGAUGGUUAGCAUAUUUUGUGCUCUGCAGAUACUGACCUGCUAUUGUUCUCUCUGUUAGAUUUAGUAGAAUGUUCACUGCAGAGUUUUGGGUAUCCAGCAUGAUCUGCUUCUCCAUUAUUAGUAUUAUUAUUUGUUUUAAAGUAGUUUGGUGAGUGAUUGCACAGCCAGGAUUAUGUCACAUUACAUCCAGAAAAUUAAGAUCCAUCUGUCUUGGUUGAGCACGGGGGGGGGGGGCGGGGGGGGAAGACACUGAUUUCUAUUCCCUGAGUCUUUGACGGUUAAGUGGAUUCACACCAUCAGAGGCCAGAAUGUGCAGUAAUCCCAACAUACAGUAUAUAAGAUAGAUGGACAUACAGUGUGACCGGUCCCAUACUGUUAUGACAUGUUAUGCAGUCCAGACACGAAGGAAAAGAGUGCCUUGUAGACUAUCAAAAACUGUUAAGUACCGAAGGUUUGCAUUCAAUGCCCGGUCAGUUUCCUAAUGUUGCUUCCUUGUUCUUAUUCUAUCAGAAAUCUGCGGAUUAUAAAAUUCAAAUUUUAGACUUUUUUUUUUUUUUUUCUUGUAAGGGUGCUUGUGUUUAGGUAACAUGUCACAGUUGAGAACUUUAUUAUGUUAAAUGAGGAAAACAGGUAUUGUGUCGACACUAGUACUGAAAGAUGUACACAAGUGAGAGCUUUUCAACAGUGCAUAUGUGAGAGUUCACUGUUUUAUAAAUAAACUAUUGAAUGUUUCAGUAGGUAGUUUCAAUACACUUGCAUACAACAUAGCAUUGAAUAUAUAAUAUGAAAAUGCGUGUAUGUACAAGGUAAAGUUUGAAUCAUCUCCCCCAUAGUCAGAACUUAAAGAGUGAAAAGUAGGAAAGACAGCAAACGGAAGGUUUGACAGUUACUGAUCAGGAUUGAUUGUUGUAUGUAGAUCUUAGAAAUGUAAAUACAGAAACGGGAGUUCUUGACACAGACCGUUGGUCCAAAGAGAGAGAAACCCGGUUGGUUUAUUCUGGAUAUGCUGGAUAACAUAGUGUAAUAUCUUUUGAAUAUUUUCAUGUGGAUUCAACGUGUAACCUAAAAACAAAACGGCAACUUUAGGAAGUUAUUUGUAUCAUCAGGUCAAACUUACCGUGGCUGAAAAUACCAAUGAGCAUUGAAUGGCAGCUGUGAACUAAAUACAAACAAAAAGUUGUCCUUAAACACGACUUUUUAAGCUAAUUUUGUAUGCUUUCCUUUUCUUACACAUCCAGUGAAUUCAGCCUCAACAGUGAGAAACCGCUCCAUCCAUAUAUUUGAAAUGCACUUGGAAGCUUCACAUGCAUUUGUUUUAAUUGCUAUAAGAAUACCUGCAAGCAUUUCCUUGAUGUACACUGCACCCACACCGUUAUCUUCAACGUGUUCAUCUGUUAGAUCUGACACACCAUCAUCGUAUACGAUACAUAUAUUAUACAGAUAUUUCUGUCUCGAGAGGCUGACACAGAUUUGCAUCUUCUCCAGUGCUGAUAUGGUACUUUAAAAAAAAUGUCCCGGGUUGGCAGGUCUGAUAGGAACUAAAAACUAAAAAAAAAACCUCUGAGAGCCGCAGCACAGUCUCUGCACUGAUCUGUGAUCUGGACAGAGGUCACCCGGAGUGCUGCAUUUCAGUUAAUGCAUGAGAAAAUAGUUUCUACACUUGAGUUUUGUGGGAACAUGUAGCCCUUGUUCAUUGACAUCAUCACGCUCACCUGUAACAGCCUUCGAGGCGUAGCCAUGUUUAGUGUAAAGGUGAGACCAUGACGGAUAACACGCUGCUGUACACAUCCGUUUCUUACCGCUCUGUUGACAUUCAGAUCCCCUUUCAUUAGCCGGCCGUUUGUUUGUUUGUGGUGAUGUCUUUGUUUCUGUUCAAUCAUUCAGGAUUUCUUUCUCAACAACAUGCAAGUACAAAUGCUACUAUGGUCUUUAAAGCUAAAUGUGAUGUGCAUUACUUCCACUGUUGCUCAAUCUUGUUCAAAGAUUAUUUUUCUCCCUGCAUUGACUGGCAAGCUUAUAGCCCUCGUUUCUUUCUCUGCUGUGACCUUCUCUCCCUCUCCUCUCUUUCCGCUGUCCUCUGCCCUCCGUGAACCUACAGUACUAACAAUUUUUAGACGUCUUGUGGACGCUUGGCUUCAGUGCUGUGUUGUUUUUUGUUUUUUAUUGCACUCUAUUGAAGAAAAAAAGUUUGAAAAGUCGCAUUUAAUUUUCUUAGAAUGCUUACUAUUAUCUACGUCUGUACGCCAUUUUUCUACCGUUUUAGUUGCUUCUCUUCUAUUUUAAUCAUUAGUCAUUUUUAUGUGGCGACCUCAAACAUUUUCAGCAUAUGCCAGUCUGAGGAGUUUCAUUGCUUCAUAUUGUGAUCUGAAAUUUUAUACAUGUCAUAAUAAUACUUGAUAUGUACCUAUUAAAUAUUUGGAUUCCAGAAAGAAA